GACGCAUGUACACGUACAAGUGUUAGUUUCUCAGCUCAAACCAGUCUGCUUAUUAAUGAGUUACGAUUAACUUGCUGUAGGACAACACCUCUGAUUGAUAACUCAUUGGAGACAUUGGAUUAUAGUAAACAUCAUUAACAGGUGCUGAAUUCUCCUGACUGACUGCAGGCUGAAGAGGCUGUAUUUAUGGCUCAAUAUGACCAACUCGAGGACAAAGAUUCGCUGGAUAUUCAUGAUAACCCUCCAGCUCCAGACAAUGUCGUAAAGGAGGACGACAACACUGUUUAUUUCGUGUAUGAUGAAGAGAUGGAGGAAGAAGAGGCCCCUCCUCCUCCGACCCCUGAGCCUGUAGUUCAGGUCAAUGACAGACCACACAAAUUUAAGGACCACUACUGCAAGAAACCCAAGUUUUGUGACGUCUGUGCACGAAUGAUUGUUCUCAAUAAUAAAUUUGCCUUGCGCUGCAAAAACUGCAAGACCAACAUUCACCACUCGUGCCAAUCAUAUGUGCAGUUCCAGAGAUGCUUUGGCAAAAUACCUCCUGGAUUUAGACGGGCAUACAGCUCUCCUCUCUACGAUCAAGAGAUCAAUAACCCUGGUCAGCAGAACCGCACUGAUCCGGUGUUUGAAACACUGAGAGUGGGUGUGAUCAUGGCCAAUAAAGAGAGGAAGAAAGGCUCUGAGGACAAAAAGAAUAUGAUGAUGAUGAUGAUGGAGGAGGAGGAAGCUCAACAACCGAAGGAGGAUGAAGAGGGUGGUGAAGGAAAGCAAGAUGGAGACAAGAAAGACAAAACAGCAGCAGAUGACAAGAACAAGAAGCAGCAGCAGACGUUCAGUCAGUCUCACUGUUAUAUGGCUUUGUAUCGCUUUAAAGCCAUCGAGAAAGAUGACCUGGACUUCCAUCCAGGAGAUCGCAUCACAGUGCUGGAUGACUCCAAUGAGGAGUGGUGGAGGGGUAAGAUUGGGGAGAAGACAGGAUACUUGCCCAUGAAUUACAUCAUCAGGGUGCGAGCCGGUGAGAGGGUGUAUAAAGUGACACGCUCCUUUGUUGGAAACAGAGAGAUGGGCCAGAUUACACUGAAGAAAGAUCAGGUCAGUGUGUGUCUCUGUGACUGAAGAGAGAUGAGUGAAUGAUAUUGUCUCUUGUUCUCAAAGAGGAAAGCUGGUUUCUUUUGCUGCAGCAGGUUAAUUUCGCCAAUAUUUUUAUUGUAAAAAGUCUUUUAGCAAAUCAGUGCACACAGCUGUUUCCUGUUGACUUCUCAGUGCAAGCAGCUUCUCAAUUAUAUGAGGUAAAACAGAAACGGCCAAAGAAAAGAAAAAAAAUAUCGGUGAGAAGGUGAAAGAAGUUUGUUUUUUCUACCAUUUUCUGUACAAUACUUUAAUGGUAAAUACACAAAGAAAUGUCAAAACAACAUGUUAUUUGCAUGUGAUUCUGUUCAAAGUGUGGCAAAAAUAACAGGAAAUGCCUGGGAAGAAGGCUGAAACAUUCUUGGCUUAAAGGAUAUGAUAUCAUAAUGUAAUACACACCAACUAUACUGUAAGACAAUUAUCAUCUUCUCAGUGCAGAUAAGGGUG
Molecule: messenger RNA, 1575 nt
Organism: Sinocyclocheilus rhinocerous
Lineage: Eukaryota; Metazoa; Chordata; Actinopteri; Cypriniformes; Cyprinidae
Product: SH3 and cysteine-rich domain-containing protein 3-like
Exons: 12
Coding region: 187-1116 (309 amino acids)
Biological process (GO): skeletal muscle contraction; positive regulation of voltage-gated calcium channel activity; positive regulation of protein localization to plasma membrane
Molecular function (GO): protein binding
Source: RefSeq, a predicted model, not a curated record